AAAUUGCUUCUCUUUUUGGUGUGUAAUGUUCUUUUCGUUCUCGCUUUAGGCCUCCUCCUCAACAGUCUGGGGGUGGGGUGGGGUGGGGUGGAUUGAAUUGUGGAGCCCACACUGGUCCUCAUCUUUGCUGGCUCCAAGCUCUCCAUGGUUGGUUUUUAAUGGGGUUUGUCUGCUGAGAGAGACCGGAGUUUCAGUUGGCCCAAUCCAACCAACCAAAUUACAUAACUACCCACUCCUCCCUUCUUCUUCUUCUUCUUCUUCUUCAAAUCUCUCCAUCUGUAACUCUUUCUUUUUCUUCUUCUUUCAGUAUAUCUUCUUCUGCUGCCGAUUCGAUCUCUUCUGUCAUCAUCAUAUCAUUAUCAUCUUCUCCGGUGCGUGCUUCCUACAGUGAAAGACCCAAUCUCGAUUUGAUUCGCCCAAUCCACAGAUCUCAUACAUCUUUCGCAUUCAGAUCUUCUCUUUCCCAUCAUAAAGGGUCAUUGCUUGGUUUGCAGGGGAGACUGAGGGCAUUCAAGCUUUGAUUUUUUUCCCCUCUUCUUUUCAUCUGUGAAGAGUUGUUGGAUCGAGUGGUGUUUUUAUAUAGAUGAGGCGAAUCAGGAGUGUGCUUUGGGUGAGAUGAGGGAUGUUAUCUGGGUUCAUGAACCUGUUUCGGGCCUGUUUCGGGCCGAGGUCAGAUCGAUAUGUCCGCUCCAGCUCUGACUCCGGAGGCCGUCAAGAUGGGCUCUUGUGGUAUAAAGACACCGGGCAGCAUUUUAGUGGGGACUUUUCUAUGGCAGUAGUUCAAGCCAAUAAUCUACUUGAAGAUCAGAGCCAGCUCGAGUCCGGCUGUUUGAGCACUCAUGAUUCCGCGGGCCCUUUUGGCACCUUCGUUGGUGUCUACGAUGGCCACGGAGGCCCCGAAACUUCUAGAUUCAUAAAUCAACACCUUUUCCAACACCUCAAGAGGUUCAGUUCUGAUGCACAAACAAUGUCAGCAGACGUGAUCCGGAAGGCAUUUCAAGCAACAGAAGAGGGAUUCACCUCUGUGGUGGCCAACCAAUGGCCAAUGAAACCUCAGAUUGCGGCUGUUGGGUCGUGCUGCCUUGUUGGAGUUGUCUGCAACGGCACUCUAUACAUCGCCAACCUUGGGGACUCCCGUGCCGUUUUGGGGAGAAUUGUCAAGGCAACCGGAGACGCGGUUGCUGUUCAGCUCUCUGAAGAACACAAUGCAAAUCUUGCGCCCGUGAGACAAGAGCUGCAAUCUUUGCACCCCGAGGAUUCCCAAAUCGUGGUUUUGAAGCACAAUGUUUGGCGUGUCAAGGGAAUCAUACAGGUCUCGAGAUCAAUUGGCGACGUAUACUUGAAGAAAGCAGAGUACAACAGGGAACCACUGUAUGCCAAGUUUCGCGUCCGGGAACCAUUCAAAAAGCCCUUUCUCAGCGCGGAUCCGUCUAUUUCUACGCACCAAUUGGAACCGCACGAUCAAUUCAUCAUAUUUGCCUCCGACGGUCUUUGGGAGCACCUUAGUAAUCAAGAAGCCGUCAAUAUUGUCCAAAAUAACCCACGCAACGGGAUAGCGAGAAGGUUAGUGAAAGCGGCAUUACAAGAAGCGGCAAAGAAGAGGGAAAUGCGGUACUCGGACUUGAAGAAAAUAGAGAGGGGAGUGCGUCGUCAUUUCCACGAUGACAUCACCGUGAUUGUCGUUUUCCUAGACUCGAACCUUGCGGGCAAGUCGGGCAGCUCAGUCAAGGGUUUUAGUAACAACCUCUCUGUGAAGGGAGGGGGUGUCCACCUGCCCUCAAACACUCUUGCUCCUUGUGCCAUGCCAGCCUAGUUUAAGCUCUCUCUCUCUCAUUUUCUUUCUCUCAUGUGAAAUGUCAUUAGUACCCUUGUAAUGUUUGUUGUACUAUUUUUUUACCUUCCCAUAUUCUCCUCUGCUUUUUACUACUACUACUACAAGUAAUAUAUAAGUAUAUGAUGAUAUAUGAUCUCUCAGCUGUUUUAUGUACACUGUAACCUUUUGACACCAACUAAUCGUUCUUCUUCUUUUUUUGUUCUUGGGAAGUUUAGAAGAAAAAAAAAAGACUGAUUAUAAUCUCAUAUGAACCGCGAUUCAAAAUUUAAAAAUAUCUUCGGAUAAAACGGAUGCGGAUUGUUCCUGUUUAAACAGAUACGGAUGCGUACGGCAAUCGAAUUUUCGGUUAUCCAUUGACAGCUCUACAUGCUAGGUAUAUUUUGUGGAGUGUAAAUCAUCAGAGUAUCAGUGUAAAACUUAGAGGUACAAACUGGUGUACACCUAGCUUUAUUCUUCAUUUAAUUUUUAAACAAAUGUUGUAUUACUUA
Messenger RNA from Cuscuta campestris, 2322 nucleotides. Lineage: Eukaryota; Viridiplantae; Streptophyta; Magnoliopsida; Solanales; Convolvulaceae. The record is from the annotation of a GenBank genome assembly.